Molecule: messenger RNA, 2186 nt
Organism: Hyla sarda
Lineage: Eukaryota; Metazoa; Chordata; Amphibia; Anura; Hylidae
Gene: LMX1B
Product: LIM homeobox transcription factor 1 beta
Exons: 8
Coding region: 337-1539 (400 amino acids)
Biological process (GO): neuron differentiation; regulation of transcription by RNA polymerase II
Cellular component (GO): nucleus
Molecular function (GO): DNA-binding transcription factor activity, RNA polymerase II-specific; RNA polymerase II transcription regulatory region sequence-specific DNA binding
Source: RefSeq, a predicted model, not a curated record
CUGGGAUCUGUCACCCCCUCCCCUUCCACCCUGGCUUUUAGAGAGCACCUCUGUCACUCACCCCAUUACCUCUCACUCUACCCCCUGCACCCUUGGAUUUCUCCCCCCCUCUCCCUCAAUACAAAGGCAGGUGAUCCCAUCUGCCCCCCUCUUUGUGUUGUGUAUGCAGCUCCUGUGGAUCCUUCUUCAGUCAUGACCAUCUGAAUCCCCUCCAUCCAUCCAUCCAUGCAGGAUCUGGGAUAAGGACUCUUCUCCUUGCAGGCUGCCUGAACUUGCUGUGAAGUUGACUCUCUCACUAGUAUUAUUCCUAUUUUUUUUUGCUGCUUCAUCCUUGUCAUGGAUAUUGCAACAGGUCCCGAGUCCUUGGAGAGGUGCUUUAACAGGGGGCAGAGUGACUGUGCCAAGAUGCUGGACAAUAUUAAAAUGGAAGAUCACCCACUCAGGGCUGGCACUGCUACAUUAGGAGUUUUACUGGGCUCAGAGUGCCAGCACCAGGCAGUAUGUGAGGGCUGCCAGAGACCCAUCUCAGACCGCUUUCUGAUGAGAGUGAAUGAGUCCUCCUGGCAUGAGGAGUGUUUGCAGUGUACAGUAUGUCAGCAGCCUCUCACCACCAGCUGCUACUUCCGGGACAGAAAGCUCUUCUGCAAGCAGGACUACCAACAGCUUUUUGCAGCAAAAUGCAGUGGCUGUAUGGAGAAGAUCGCCCCAACAGAAUUUGUCAUGCGUGCCCUGGAGUGUGUGUAUCACCUGAGCUGCUUCUGCUGCUGUGUAUGUGAACGACAGCUCAGGAAGGGAGACGAGUUCGUACUGAAGGAGGGACAGCUUUUAUGUAAAAGUGACUAUGAAAAAGAGAAGGACCUUCUAAGUUCUGGGAGUCCAGAUGACUCCGAUUCUGUAAAAAGUGAUGAAGAAGAAGGUGACGUCAAGCCAGGAAAAUGCCAUGGGGGUCAGGGCAAGGGCAGUGAUGAUGGUAAAGACCCAAGGAGGCCUAAAAGACCACGAACAAUCCUCACAACGCAGCAAAGAAGGGCAUUUAAAGCAUCAUUCGAGGUGUCUUCAAAGCCUUGCCGAAAGGUCAGGGAAACGUUAGCGGCUGAAACAGGACUUAGUGUGAGAGUGGUCCAGGUGUGGUUUCAGAACCAAAGAGCAAAGAUGAAGAAAUUAGCACGGAGACACCAACAACAGCAAGAGCAACAAAAUUCUCAGAGACUCGGUCAAGAGGUCAUGUCCAGCCGCAUGGAAGGGAUGAUGACCUCAUACGCCCCACUGGCCCCCCCACAGCAACAGAUCGUCGCGAUGGAUCAGAACAGCUACAGCACAGACCCCUUCCAGCAAGGACUCACCCCUCCUCAAAUGCCAGGUGACCACAUGAAUCCUUAUGGUAACGACACCAUAUUUCACGAUAUUGACAGUGAUACCUCUUUAACAAGUCUCAGUGACUGCUUCCUGGCUUCUUCUGAAGUCAACUCCAUGCAAGCCAGAGUUGGAAACCCCAUUGACCGACUGUACUCCAUGCAGAGUUCCUACUUUGCAUCAUGAGGGCUUCCAUCUGUUUGUCCCCUACAAAAACAAUAAACACAAUGGACCCUUAGAGACUAUCUACAGCCAUAUCUGUGCAGUUCUCCUCCCCCAUCCACCCCAAUCUGAGCAGUGAGCAAACGUCCAGAACAUACCAAGCGAUUGGAUCAUCCUGGCCUCUGAGAAGUUUGGAAAAAGCAUGAGCAUCGACCUCAAUUUUUUUUUCCAUUUAAAGUGAACGAUUAUUGUAAAAAAAAGAAGGAAAAAUACAGCAUUUGUAUAGAAUCGUGUACAAAAUAGAUUUUUUUUCUCCCCCCUCCCCCCCUCCUAGAAUAUUGGAAAAACCGAAGCCACCGGAAAAAAAAGGUUUCCCAAGUCUCCUCUGAAACUGCAUGAGUGUCACCGUGAUGUGGAAUUAUCAAAUUUGAACUGUGACAAGUUAUUGUAAAUGUGACGUUUUAAACUAUUUUAUUUUUAUUAUUUUUAUUUUUUCUUUCUAUAUUUUUUUGGUUUCGAUUUUCUCCAUAGACAAGAAGGGUAGUUUUUAGCCAUUAUAUCAUAUGAGCAGACAAUGAUUUCUCAAGAGUCAUUGCCGUCACGGGAAAGACUGCAUGUUUUUUUCUGGAGAGAAAUCCAUUUUUUUUUUAAGUUAAUGGUCUUAUGUUCCU